Molecule: messenger RNA, 195 nt
Organism: Protopolystoma xenopodis
Lineage: Eukaryota; Metazoa; Platyhelminthes; Monogenea; Polystomatidea; Polystomatidae
Source: the annotation of a GenBank genome assembly
CCCGACAACUACUCUGCCGGUCUGGUCCACGACAAGGCGACAUUCGGACACACUCCGGCCGCUGAGUACACACAUUCAAAUCCGGACCAUUCUGCAACCACACACGAACACACACACACACAAACAAGACCAGAUGAUCGGCUCACCUUCGUUCUGUCCGAGCUCGCGUCUGCCGACCUCUCUUUAGGCCGGUGA